This is a messenger RNA of Zingiber officinale, 1447 nucleotides long. RefSeq names its product protochlorophyllide reductase-like. The record is from RefSeq and is a predicted model, not a curated record. The transcript has 5 exons. Lineage: Eukaryota; Viridiplantae; Streptophyta; Magnoliopsida; Zingiberales; Zingiberaceae. The coding region runs from base 107 to 1297 and encodes 396 amino acids. Gene Ontology annotation, molecular function: protochlorophyllide reductase activity.
GGUGGCUUCCCCGGGUCCACAACUCUAUCCCCUUAUCCUCGCCCCCCUUCGUUAUAAACCUAAACCCUGAACUCUUCCUUGUCCGACGAUUACCGCUUUGCCUUCCAUGGCUCUUCAGGCUUCCUUCCUUCCUUCGGCUCUCUCAGCUCACAAAGAGGGGAAGGCUAAUGGAGGACUUAAGGAGUCGGCUUUCUUGGGGCUCUCUCUUUCUGACCACUCCAAGUUCGAGUUUGGUUCUUCGGUUCUUAGGAGCAACAAGAGGUUGAAUCUUUCGGUUGGAAUUCGAGCCCAAACGGCGGCCACCACCCCGGCCGUCACCCGCGCCGCCCCGGACACCAAGAAGACUCUCCGCAAGGGGAACGUGAUCGUGACGGGAGCGUCGUCUGGGCUCGGGCUCGCGACGGCGAAGGCGCUGGCGGAGACGGGGAAGUGGAACGUCAUCAUGGCGUGCCGCGACUUCCUGAAGGCCGAGCGAGCGGCGAAGGCGGCGGGCAUGCCGCGGGAAAACUACCAGGUGAUGCACCUGGACCUGGCGUCGCUGGACAGCGUGCGCCAGUUCGUGGAGGCGUUCCUGCAGUCGGGGCGGCCGCUGGACGUGCUGGUCUGCAACGCGGCGGUCUACUACCCGACGGCAAAGGAACCGACCUACACGGCCGACGGGCUCGAGAUGAGCGUGGGGGUCAAUCACCUAGGACACUUCCUUCUCGCACGCCUGCUCGUCGACCACAUGAAGGCCUCCGACUACCCCUUCCGCCGCCUCAUCAUCGUCGGCUCCAUCACCGGAAACACAAACACCCUGGCCGGAAACAUACCACCGAAGGCGAACCUCGGCGACCUCAGAGGCCUCGCCGGCGGACUCAACGGACUCAGUGGAUCCACCAUGAUCGACGGCGGCGAAUUCGACGGCGCCAAGGCCUACAAAGACAGCAAGGUGUGCAACAUGCUAACAAUGCAGGAGUUCCACCGGCGGUUCCACGAGGAGACAGGCAUCACCUUCGCCUCCCUCUACCCAGGUUGCAUCGCCACCACCGGCCUCUUCCGCGAGCACAUCCCCCUCUUCCGCCUUCUCUUCCCGCCCUUCCAAAAGUACAUCACCAAAGGCUUCGUCUCCGAAGAGGAAUCCGGCAAAAGGCUUGCACAGGUGGUGAGUGAUCCGAGCUUGUCCAAGUCGGGAGUGUACUGGAGCUGGAACAGCAACUCGGCGUCGUUCGAGAACCAGCUGUCGGAGGAAGCCAGUGACGCUGAGAAGGCCAAGAAGGUGUGGGAGCUGAGUGAGAAGCUGGUUGGGUUGGCUUGAUUAAGAGUUCUUCUGGCUGAGCAAAUUGGUUUGUGUUUCAGUCUAGUUGAGUUGUGCCAUGUGAAGCUUUCAUUAAGUGUUUGCAGAAAUUGCUUGUAAAAUUUUGAGGUGCAGAGAGGGAAUAAAAGGUUUGGGAUGUUGAAGCAUUGA